ACCCCGAGGCUUCAGACGAUUCUGUUACGCGACACCCAUCGAACUGUUCACAAAUCGAAAUCGCGACGUGAAUUAAUUUAUCAGUUUUGUGUUUUACACAAUGAUCAAUAGAAUAAUGAAAUCUGUGAUCUGCUUCGUCAAUAAAUAGGAAUAUGAAUGAGAAUUGGAGGAAUAAAAAAGGAAGAUACAGUACCACGUGUAUAGUUCUAUUCAUUUGUAAGGUUUUCAUCAGAACACUUGAAAAAUGUUAAUUACCGCGCCUCUCAUUAAUUAACCUUCCACCUGUUUGUUUUUGAUGCUUUAUGAGUUACAGGCGCACGCUCUUUGGAAUUGUUGAAGAGGAGUCUCUCUCUCUCUUUCUCCCGAGAGAAUCGUUCUCAACUGAUUUGAACAAGUUGAGAAAGUCUAUACUACUGCUAUUAUAAUGAAAGGAAAAUCAAAAAAUUUUAAAUCACAGCAAUGCUGGGAAAUUCAACGAGAAUUUCAAAAGACUUAAAUUUUUUGGGAGAAAAAUUAUUGAAAAAAAAAUUUUUAAUAUAAUGAAUAACAGAUGACAUAAGAGAAAUUUUGAUUUGUCAUAAAACGAAAUGCUUUUACUUGAUCUAAUUAUUUGCCUAAUGUGCAACAACAUGAUCAAUGGUGAAUUUUCCGCAAGAGUCAAAGGCGAUUUUAUACUUGGCGCUUUAUUCAGUGUUCAUGAAACACCAAGAGGUAGUAAAGGAACAUUAGUAUGUGGGCCAAUUAGAGAAACUUAUGGUAUACAACGAGUUGAAACUGCUUUAAUAACUCUUGAUAAAAUCAACAAUGAUGAUUCAAUUUUAAACGGUGUUCAGUUAGGCUUGGAAGUACGAGAUUCUUGUUGGUCAUCUCCUGUUGCAUUACAACAAAGCAUUGAACUUGUGCGUGAUGCAAUAUCGCCAAUUUCUUCAAAAAAUCAAAUAUUCACGAAUGAUGAAUCAACAAUAUGUAAAAUUGACACCAAUCAGACGGAGACGAACUUUAAAGCUCCAAUGAUUGGAGUUGUUGGACCUGGUUCGAGUUCCGUUACACUUCAAGUACAAAAUCUCCUUCAAUUAUUUUCCAUUCCACAGAUAGGCUAUUCGGCUACAUCUCGAGAUCUCAGUAUCAAGAGUAGAUACUCGACUUUUUUUCGUGUUGUUCCAUCCGAUCAGUACCAGGCACAACUUCUCAUGGAUAUCUUGCGCUACUUCAAUUGGACCUAUGUAUCGAUUGUCCAUACGGAAGAAAAUUAUGGUCAAAGUGGAAUUCAGGCAUUUCGUGAAUUAGCAGAGAAGAGUGGAGUUUGCGUAGCACGUGAGGAUUCAGCGUUGUCAACCGCUGAGGAUUCAGUUUUUGAUGGAGUCCUUCGAAAUCUUAAUCAAGACAGCAAUGCGAAUAUUGUGGUUUGCUUUUGUGAAGGAAUGACUAUGAAUGGACUCUUGAAAGCUUCGAAACGUUUGAAUAUGACAGGACGCUUCAUGUACAUUGGAAGUGACGGAUGGGCAGAUCGUGAUGAGGUGGUAAAGGACGUGGAAGAGGAAGCUCAGGGCAGUAUUUCCAUUCGAAUUCACUCGCCAUACAAUCGCGAGUUCGACGACCACUAUUUCUCCCUGAGUCCAUUUAACAACACUCGUAAUCCUUGGUUCGCUGAGUUCUGGCAGCAUAAGUUCAAUUGUGAACUUCUGAAUUUCACCACUGAUGAUAAGAGCUGGACCACCGUCACCACAGAAUUUCCUUUGAAUAAGAUGAAGAAACCUUGUACAGGAAAUGAAAAAUUAUACGAACGAUAUCGACAAGAUCCAAAAAUGAGUUUUGUUAUUAAAUCAUUUUGGACAAUGGCUUAUGGUCUUGAUAAUAUGUUGAAAGACGUUUGUGGUUUCAAAUAUAAUGAAACUUGUCGAGAAAUGUUCCCCUUUAAUGGAACUCUCUUCAUGAAACACUUAUUGAAUGUUUCCUUCACUUGGGAUGAUGAUGUCGUCGAAUUCGAUAGUAAAGGGGAUCCUCCGGGCAGAUAUGACAUUUUAAAUUAUCAAUUAUUAUCAAAUGGAUCGUAUGCCUAUGUGCAAAUUGGAGAUUGGAACGAUGGGACACUUACUUGGAUUGGUGAACUUCAAAAAAUCGUAACAAGUGUCUGUUCACCGGAAUGUCUUCCAGGAUUUCAUAAAGAAUAUAAAACAGGUGGUCAGGAGAAAAAAUGUUGUUGGGCCUGUGUACUUUGUAAAGAAAAUGCCUAUACAAUUGAAGAUCAAUCGGAAUGUCGUCCUUGUCCAAAAGGAUAUUUGCCAAAUGAAAAUAAAACUGGUUGCCUGAAAAUACCGGAGGAAUAUAUUUCAUGGGGUGAUGCCGAAGCUGUGGUGGCAAUGACAUCGAGUGCCGUUGGUUUGAUGGCAACUUUUGUUACUUGUCACAUAUUUAUUCGACAUAAUAAUACUCCAAUAGUGAAAGCCAGCACUCGUGAAUUAUCAUAUCUCAUCUUGGCUGGAAUGAGUCUCGCUCAUAUUGCUGUUUUUCCAAUUUUAGCAAAACCUGCACUUAUAUCGUGUACACUAAGUAGACUGAUGCCUGGAAUUAGUUUUGCAAUGAUAUACGCUAGUUUAUUUACUAAAACUAAUAGAAUAGCGAGAAUAUUAGCAGGAUCAAAGAAACGUUUUCCUAAACGAAAAAUGCUUUUCAUGUCUGCCACGGCUCAAAUAGUAAUAACUUGUAUUUUAAUAAUGAUCGAAGUUGGAGUGGUAUCAAUGAUGCUCUUCAUAGAUCCUCCAAUGGCACUUUUAGAAUUUCCAUCAACUCAUCGAGCUGUUCUCACCUGUGCAACGACCUACAGAGCUGUUUUAUCUCCUUUUGCCUUUGACGCACUACUACUUGGUCUUUGCACUCUUUAUGCUGUAAAAACUCGUAAUGUUCCUGAAAAUUUUAAUGAGGCAAAAUUCAUUGGCUUUGCAAUGUAUACCACUUGCGUUAUUUGGGUGGCUUUUGUACCAAUUUAUUUUGGCAGUCAAUCGAAGGUGAUAACAAUGUGUAUGUGCGUCACCUUAAGUGCAUCAGUGACCUUGAUAUUCCUGUUUCUGCCGAAAUUAUAUAUUAUCGUGUUAAGACCGGAACGCAAUAAUCGUGCGUUAUUCACGACUAGUAAAUCAAUCAGAUGUCACAUAGGAGCUCGAGUUGCUGCCGCUAUAGCUGAGCCACCAGCAAAGCAAGCAAUUUAUCGACUUUCUGAUUCUGAUGAUUUAAGAUUUCAAGGUUCAAAUCACAGAAAUAGUGUGCAAAAACGAACAUUAUCUGUUCAAACAAGUAAAGAACUUCUUAUGGGAAUAUGCAAUUCUUAUCAAGAUUGUCCAUUAAUAUCGCGAAAUGAAAUUUGCAAAUGUAAUCAAAGGAUAAGUAAAUCAAGUGAAAAUUUGUAUGACACAAAAUUUGAAGAAUCAAUCGAUAAAAUUCAUUAUCGAACAAAUAGAAAUUUAAGUCUUGUUGUUGAUAAUACAAUCAAUGAAAAUUUAGAUCGUAACGAACGAUUAGAACAAAUUAGUCGAUCACAUUUAAGUCUUUCCGAGUGGAAUGAAUUGAAUGCUCAAUCGCUUCUCGAUCGUCUACACAAGGGACCCGCAUCCCCACUGGAUAAUUGCGAUUACACAAACGCCCAAUCAAACUGCCAUGAAGAACUACCAUUGAUAUAUAAUUCAAUAAUAAAAAGAAUAGAAAAUGAAAAUAAAAUGGAAUUAAAAGCAAGAAUUCGAGAGGAAAGUGAUCAUCUAUCAAGCAAUGGGGAUCCUGUUAUUAAUAUUACAAUUACUCUUGGUUCUGGACUUCCUAGUCCUCCAAGUAUUCCUCAGGAUGGUCAAGUAUGAUCUUAAAUUAAAUUUUUUUUUCUUUUGACAUUCAUUUAAUGAUUGUCAAUUUUAAUUUAUUAUUAUUCUACACGUAUGAGAUGUGAUAGUUCCUAUAUGCUUCCUCUAUAAAAUCUAAAAUUCUGUUUUACAUUAUCAAAUGGGUAAAAAAAAUUAUUUCUUUUUCUUAAUUUAAUUAUAAGAAAAUAAGAGAAAAUUUUCAACAAAUUUAUUUAAAAAUAAAAUACAAGUUAAAUUUUUAUAUUUUAGUAUUAAUAAUUUACAAUGAUAAAUAUUUAAAAAAAAAAAACCAGUGAACUGAUUCAAAUUAAAGGAAAAAAAAACACUGACCAAUAUAUAAAACAUAUUAAAAAGUUUUUUUUAAUGACACGAGAAUUUUUUUAAAGACUUU
Molecule: messenger RNA, 4236 nt
Organism: Leptopilina boulardi
Lineage: Eukaryota; Metazoa; Arthropoda; Insecta; Hymenoptera; Figitidae
Product: metabotropic glutamate receptor 1-like
Exons: 18
Coding region: 588-3845 (1085 amino acids)
Biological process (GO): G protein-coupled glutamate receptor signaling pathway; regulation of synaptic transmission, glutamatergic
Cellular component (GO): postsynaptic density membrane
Molecular function (GO): adenylate cyclase inhibiting G protein-coupled glutamate receptor activity; G protein-coupled receptor activity involved in regulation of postsynaptic membrane potential
Source: RefSeq, a predicted model, not a curated record